AUGAACUCCAUAGCUUUUUCUCCCCAGCCGAAAUGGCUUCGUCAAUAUGGAAAUGCAGAGGCAUAUACCUGGCGACCCUCUUCUUCCUCCACGACGACGACGACGACGACGAGUAAUGAUGAUGGGGAAAGUGGGAUGAAAUUUUCCCGAGCGAUUGGAUUGGUGGAAUAUGCUUUUGAUACUGAUGGGAGACAUUUCGAAGGAAGAGCAGAUAUGAACUGUCUCCUAACCCUCGCCUUUCAAACCCGCCAAAUCUCCCCAAAGGAAUUCCGACAGAGGAUUUUAUUAGCUUGGACUACGUUGCGAUGUCAACAUCUUCUUUUGCAGGCUAGGACUGUGCGAAAAAAGAAUGAUGAAGAAGAAGAUGAUGAAGAGGAUGAUGAUGAUGUAGAAAAAAGUGUGGCGCCCGAGGGAUUACAUUUCACGAUUGAUGUUCCUAGAGAUGUUGAGGAAGCUAGGGAGAGGGCUGAGAAGCAAUUGGUGUUUUUGGAGGAUUUUUAUGAAAAAGUGGAUGCUGAGGAGUUUUAUAUGCAUUGUCAGAAUGGAGGGAGAGUAGUGGAUCCCGAGGUGGCGUUGGCUAAAGUUUUUGUGCUGCCUUUGGGGMAAGAAAAUGGAGGGGAGGGGGGGGUGUUGAAGGUGUUGUUUGUUGGAGGACACAUGAUCUGGGACGGCCUAUCCUCCUACGUCUGGAUGCGAGAUUUCAUCACCCGCCUCAACCAAACCCCAGAGACUCUCCAGCGUCAAAUCCACGAAUACAUCCAACCGUCCAGCAUCCAAACCCGAGCCCCUUUACCCCAAGAAGCCCUCUACCCACCCAUCCACCCCGGAAACCGCGCCCGACAACGCUGGUUCUGGACUAUAACUCGCAUCCUCCGCCACGUCCGUAAACCCCUUCCUGAAGGCUUCUCCAACCCUCUCCGUCUUCCUCAAGGCAGAAGAAGAAAUGACACAUCCUUCUCACCCAUCUACUCCAAGGUCCUAAAUUACACCACCUCCCCCCCAAAUACCACCAACCCCACAACCUUCCACAUCCCCGCAGCAGAAAAUCUCCAUCGAAUCUGUAAAUCCGUGCACGCGAGUAUCGGCGCGGGAAUUUUCGCUCUAGUGGCAUUAACCAUGAUGGAAUUCCACGAACAUCUCCAUCCGGAAAUUCCUCUGCAGGAAAGAAAGGCUUUCAUUACGGGCUUUCCGUUGAAUCCAAGGGCGUUUUUUAAUCAUUAUACUGAUCCGGAUUGUUGUAUGUUGGCCUUCAGCGAUGGAAUCUCCCUCCCCUUCCUUCCCUCCCACCUCCCAGUACAAGGACGUCUACGGCUUUUAAUCCGCCAGGCUCACAGGCAAUUACAAUCCUAUCAAAAACGACCCAAUAAUCCUCCUCCUCCUCAUCAUCAAGGACCAGAAGAAGUAACAGCAAGAACUCACAAUCUCAAUUCCCGAGCAGCAGGUCUAGUCCUCGCGAAUCAAUAUCUUUAUUCCCUAGAACGCGUUCCUGGUUUCUUACAACAAAAACAACACACAUCAUCAUCCUCCUCCUCCUCACCGCCAUCCCCUCCUCAAGGAAUCUAUCCAGCACGUCAAAAUCCCACUUCUCAAACCUGUGGAGUUUCAUCAGUGGGACUUCGAGAUCGAUUGAUUCGUAGGGGCCACCAUCAUCAUCAUCAUCAAGAUAAUAACAAGCAUCAUGAUGAUGAUAAGUUGAUGGUGGUGGAUUUCAGAGAUCUCACAGCGAGUGUCCGGGCUCGAGAAGGGGAAUUUCUCGUGGGAGCUGGGGGAAGUGAGGGCGGGAUUUUCGGGACCGUGAGUGUGGAUUCUAGUAUCAUGGAUCAAGGAUUGGUGGGGCGGUGGAGGGAGAGGAUGUUGCGGGUUUUGGAUGAGGUGCAUGUGGAUGUGGAUGUGGUGGAUCGAGGAGGAGGGGCUAAAUUGUGA
Molecule: messenger RNA, 1923 nt
Organism: Ramularia collo-cygni
Lineage: Eukaryota; Fungi; Ascomycota; Dothideomycetes; Mycosphaerellales; Mycosphaerellaceae
Exons: 4
Coding region: 1-1923 (640 amino acids)
Source: RefSeq, a predicted model, not a curated record